Molecule: messenger RNA, 2695 nt
Organism: Labrus mixtus (cuckoo wrasse)
Lineage: Eukaryota; Metazoa; Chordata; Actinopteri; Labriformes; Labridae
Gene: tmem255a
Product: transmembrane protein 255A
Exons: 10
Coding region: 284-1348 (354 amino acids)
Source: RefSeq, a predicted model, not a curated record
CGCACAUACGAGCACCAGCUGCAGCGACCCACCGUCCAACACCGACUCGCCGUGAGGACAGAGACCGACCUGACGCGUCCGCCUCGGGGAUGUAAAUGAGACGGCUCGGAGUUGUCAGAGGAUGCAACAGCAAGCGAGCCCACCGUCUGCAUUAGCUAACGAUUGCACACAGCGAAUAGCUCCCAAAUGUAAACCGCACACCACCGAGUCGUGAUUGUUAGUUUAUUACAUAGCAAGAGAGAGGAUUGCAAAAGGGACUGCGCUUAACAUCCUGCAGGACAGCAUGCCUCCUCAAAGUCUUCAAUCCAGCGGACUGACCCUCUCUGAAACAAGCAUAGGUUCCUUUAAGAGGAGGAAGAGGAAAUCCAUAAUAGUGACGGUGUUGCUGCUCAUCGUAUCUGUGCUCAUCCUCAUCUUUGGCCUGGCAGCGACGACCAGGACGCAGAACAUCACAGUGGGCGGCUACUACCCAGGAGUCAUUCUGGGCUUUGGCUCUUUUCUUGGAAUUAUCGGCUCUCAUUUGAUAGAGAACAAGAGGCAGAUGUUAGUGGCGUCUAUCGUCUUCAUCAGUUUCGGAGUGGUGGCAGCCUUCUGCUGUGCGAUUGUCGACGGAGUCUUUGCAGCGAGGCACAUUGACCUCAGGCCUCUGUACGCAGGACGUUGUGAGUACCACUCCAGUGAGUCCUCAUCUGAUCGAGAUGUGCCCUGUCACACAUCAUCACGCUCACCCUGCAACCUGCACGUAAAGAGCAACACCUGCUACUGCUGUGACCUCUACAACUGCGGGAAAGAACAUCCUCUUAUGGGACUUCAGAAUAAAGAUGUUUUGAAAAAGUUUAGGAAAUCAUCCAUGAUUUGGAACUGUUCCCCUCUCUGUCCCACCCACUGGGCUAGCCGAGUAGAGGUGAUUGGAGGCUACCAUGAGUACACGGACGUGGGGAGCUGCCAGGAUGUGGUGCACCUCUACCACCUGUUAUGGUCUGCUACCAUCCUCAACAUCGUGGCCCUCUUCCUGGGCAUCAUUACUGCUGCAGUGCUGGGAGGCUUCAAAGACAUGACUCCCUCUGCUGCCUUAGAGAGCUCAUCUGAACCAGAGGCCAUGACAGCUCCUGUCCCAUCUGAGCCUCCUCGACCCACCACCUCCAUCAACUCCUAUUACAACACUGCCCCCUGCCUGCCACCGUACACUGCCUAUGACAUGCAGGGCACCUAUUUGUUCCCUGACUCUUCAGGUCUGUCAGAUGACUCCCAGUCUGGAACCAGCCACCUGUGGCCCACUAUGAUCCCUCCACGCUACUCGCCUCCCCACAACCAUCCUGAUGAGAAGCCCCCGCCGUACAGCCCCUAACACGGCAACUAACACAGAGGGCACGUCACACUUAGCAGGAGGUUUGAGAUCAAAUAGUCUGAAUGCACAAUUCCUCUGGGCUCUUCCUCACAGCCGCCGAGGACUGAGUUGAAACACGAGUGGUGUUUAGGAGAAGGAGAAUGGACACGCAGCACGCUAACGUUGACUUUAAUCCAAAACAAAACACAACAGUGUGUGCUUGUCUGAGCACUAAGUACACUCACGCAUGCACGUUGUGUACGUGUGUGUGUGCAUAAACACAUCAAGAGAGAGGGAGACAGCAGGUUCAAAGCCAGGACUUUAUUCACAUCUGUCUGCCUUAAUGCAAAAUGGACUUCCAGUGCUGCAGUUCUAUGUCAGCUGGACUUAAAGGUGAACAACUCUCCUGCAGCUCAUGCUUUUUGUUAACCUAUCUUUAGUUCUUAAUGUAAUGUGAAUGCUUCUCUUCUGCGGGCGAGACAGGCGAUAAUAUCCUCUCUGUUUCUCCUCCAGGAUCUAGACUCAUUAGCAGCGCUGCGAACCUUUAAGAGAGUCAGCUUCAAGCUUUCUUAAUCUGAGUCAGUCAGGAAAAUCAAACAUUGUAGAGCUGUAGGCCCAACAAUUGUUUCUUUAGCGGUUAAUGAUGUCGAUGUGCAUUACGAGCAGACGAGGUUAGCAGUAUUGGAGCUACUUCAUGCUAAUGAUGUAUGUACAGCAGUAUGAUAUAAUACAGAUGCUCUUUCAACAGAUAGGCUUAUGGUAUACAUCAGAUGAUUAUGAUAUCUAUUUAGCAACUCUUAAGUUUAACGUCAGACAUAUCUCGAUUAGUGUACACUGUAUGGGGAACUUUGCAGCGCAGUGUUUAUGAAGAAAUAACUUAUUCAGCAGUAGAAGUAAAAUCAGGAUGGCUAGCAGUUACUCUAGAAACCGUAUUUAUUGUAUUUUCACUAAAGGCUGCAAUGCAGGUAAACAUAUACAGUCUCUGUCUCUUUGUAAGUACAGAUAAUAUUACAUUUAAACGCCAAAAUGUGUUGUUACUAGUAAGGCUGAUUGUGAACAGUCAGUGCUGGAUUCACUGACCCGAGGUAGAGACUCAAGACUUCAAAAAAUAAGAACUCACAGAGGAUAAUCGUGUAAAUGAAAGUGGUCUUCCUCAGCUUUUAUCACUGCUUUUUAUAAUUUAAAGAACACAUUCUCAGGGGCUGAUUAUCAGUUCCUUUUUGUCUUGCCAUUAAAAAUGUUUUGUGUAAUUUCAAAUGGUGUUUGAUCCUUCGUGUUGAGCAACAAGUGUAGCUCUAAUGAUGGCGGUGUCCAUUUGCUCACCACAUUUUCAACAGGUGGAUGAAUAAAGAUGAUACUUUGAAUAGA